Molecule: messenger RNA, 1278 nt
Organism: Puccinia triticina
Lineage: Eukaryota; Fungi; Basidiomycota; Pucciniomycetes; Pucciniales; Pucciniaceae
Exons: 5
Coding region: 1-1278 (425 amino acids)
Biological process (GO): intrinsic apoptotic signaling pathway
Cellular component (GO): nucleosome
Molecular function (GO): protein heterodimerization activity; structural constituent of chromatin; DNA binding
Source: RefSeq, a predicted model, not a curated record
AUGGCCGUCGGGGCAAACAAAGUCUCCAAGCAGAAACCCGACAACCCGCCUGGAAAACCCGCCGCCAAAGCAGGAACGACGUCGGCGAAGCAGCCUCGGAAGAGCCUCGAAAAGAAACGAACCUCGGACGCAACAUCAGCCAGUAAAUCGAAAAAACCUCAUCGUUACAGACCUGGUACGGUUGCAUUACGGGAAAUCCGACACUAUCAAAAAUCCACUGAUCUCCUGAUGCGGAAACUUCCCUUUGCGCGACUGGUACGAGAAAUCGCGAUGGAUUUUGCUCUGGCAACGGAAGAUGGGGCAGCAUUGAGGUGGCAAAGCAGUGCUUUACUUGCCCUGCAAGAAGCAGCCGAAGCGUAUUUGGUUCACAUCUUUGAAGACACGAAUCUCUGCGCCAUUCAUGCCAAGCGGGUCACAAUCAUGAAACGGGAUAUGGAGCUGGCCCGGAGACUGAGAGGAGGGCCUUGGGCAUCGGAGCUCGCGCGACACUCGAGACCGAACCUGACUCCAAACGACCACGACAAGAAAGCACAUACCAAGCGGAUAUUCCAGACAGACAACGCCGAGCAGCGGAAGAUGAGAGGACGAUUAACCGGGUGGUCGGCAGUCCCCAGGGCGCCGGUCGGACGAUCACUACACACGAACAGUCGAUCCUCGGAUCCAGGACGGUGGGCCAAGUGGGAAGAAGACACGAAGGCCGGGAUGGGGCAAGAUGACCAGGUCGGCCCGCCUUGUGCUCGCUCGAACCUCCGCCCGAUCCGCUACUCUCCUCGCUUCUCCAGCCCGACGACCACUCCGCCAGGGGGAAGCAGCCAGUCGGACGACCGUCGUCGCCAUCCAUACUCUCUGCACGAGUUCCGGGCCCUGCCGGGGGCGAUGCCUAGGCCGUUGAACGAGCUGCGUGAACGGCUUGAAAUCGAGGAUCUUCAGUGGAUCAUGUUCCGGAACCGGGUCGAUAAGCUCAACCAAGCCUUCUGGGAAACUCAAUCGACCCGAUUCGAAGCCCUCGAGCAGGCCCAGAAAGACUCCGUGCUUCUUGCCCAGACCGACCACAACACCCAACAACUACCGCCAGCGUCAGCAGCCAACGACGAACGAGUCAACUCGACCCUCGAUCUCUUCUAUGCCAACUGGCUCGUCGAGCAGAGCGAACGAUUCAUGCGGUACAACCGGAGAUGGUGGAGCCUCCAGCCUGCGUUGCUAAAAGGCGGCUGGCUGGCUCAAGUCAGGAAUCUGAGAUGGAAACUGGCUUGCUGGAGAUACUCAAUCUUACCUUGA